AUGUCGAGCGACAUUUUAAGUAUCGAAGGUGCCCCGAUCUUUGACGAUCGUAUCGUGAGAAUAGAAACCCACACUUACAAUCCGUACGUUAACAUCACGUUCGGAUACAGCGACGAGAUACCUAUACAACAACAGGAUCUUGAUAAACGCGCGACACGAACUCAUUCUGAUACGCGCAACGAUAACAAUUGCGUCGUGGCGCAUUCAGAUCAGAGAUCGAAGAUCACGUUGUUGAGAAUACAGUGGCGAAUGUCACACGUGAUACUGAACGACAACAAACUGUCGCUUCUGCGAACGUUGGACAGCGAGCGAUAUCUAAGCAUCGGCUUUCGUUCGUGGGAUCUGUACGAAUUUCCACUGUUGCAAAGUACGACCAAGCAUUCGUGGGCGGUAAAAGCGACAACGCAAUUGGAGAAACCGCGAUAUAUGAUUUUCGCGCUACAGACCGGAAGGAAAAACGUACCGUCGGAAGACGUUUCUAAAUUCGAUGUUUGCAAGCUGACUAAUGUAAAACUCUAUUUGAAUUCCGAGUUCUAUCCCUACGACGAUAUGAAUCUACAUUUCAAACGUAAUAAGUUCGCAGUGUUGUACGAUAUGUAUUUGAAAUUUCGAAAGGCGUAUUACGGGUGCGAGACCUGCGAACUAUUCAUGACUGUCACUAGAUUUCUGCAAUACGGUCCGCUCGUGGUCACUGAUUGCUCCCGCCAGAACGAAUCAAUCAAGAGCGCCACCGUCGACGUUCGCGUAGAAUUCGAAUGCAAAGAGAACGUUCCGGCUAACACAACGGCUUAUUGUCUCAUCAUUCACGAUAGAGUUAUUAUAAUAUAA
Molecule: messenger RNA, 828 nt
Organism: Pogonomyrmex barbatus (red harvester ant)
Lineage: Eukaryota; Metazoa; Arthropoda; Insecta; Hymenoptera; Formicidae
Source: RefSeq, a predicted model, not a curated record